Messenger RNA from Prorocentrum cordatum, 528 nucleotides. The record is from the annotation of a GenBank genome assembly. Lineage: Eukaryota; Dinophyceae; Prorocentrales; Prorocentraceae.
AUGCUAGAGCUAAGCAGCUUGACCUUCCAGGACCUCCUCUCGCCCAGCCCGCACGGCGCCAGCUCCCAGCCGAGGCAGCGAGACCGCCCCCGCCGCUGCCGCGACAGAGCCGCUUCUCGGGGCCCGGGGGCAGGCCUCGCGCACGCCGCUGCUGGACGGCGCUGCUCCGCCCACGCGUCCUGGCCGCGGAGGCCUUUGCCCAGGCGAGCGGCCAUGGCCGGCGAGGAGGAGCUGCCCGACUUCGACGAGGAGGAGAGGGCGGAGGCGAAGGAGGAGCCCAAGGAAGGCGAUGACGGCAAGAAGAAGGGCGGCUUCGCCACGAUCCACUCCUCAGGCUUCCGCGACUUCCUGCUGAAGGCCGAGCUCAUGCGCGCCAUCGUGGACUGCGGCUUUGAGCAUCCAUCGGAGGUGCAGCAUGAGUGCAUUCCACAGGCCAUUCUCGGGACCGACAUCCUUUGCCAGGCCAAGUCGGGCAUGGGCAAAACGGCCGUCUUCGUGCUGGCCUGCCUGCAACAGAUCGACACUUCG